This is a messenger RNA of Micromonas commoda, 1223 nucleotides long. RefSeq lists its product with no specific name. The transcript has a single exon. NCBI's taxonomy places the organism in Eukaryota, Viridiplantae, Chlorophyta, Mamiellophyceae, Mamiellales, Mamiellaceae. Bases 96 to 1166 code for a protein of 356 amino acids. The record is from RefSeq and is a predicted model, not a curated record.
UCACCUCGCGGCCCGCCGCGCGAGGCGCCGCGCAGCUUUCGGCGGAUUUAUUACGAAGGGAGCAAGGCAUCCCCCGAAGGCUGCGAGAGACGCCGAUGCGACCGGGCGCGGUCGAGACGAAGCGCGUGGCGACGGCGCGUGAGGCGGCGGCCAAGCCGGCGAUGGUGUUCGGUCGAAAUCCCGGCGGCGGCGGCGGCGGCGAGGGCGGCUUCGACGAGCGCGUGCGAUUGGCGGCGGCGGGGGCGACGGCGCACUCGCGGAUCCUCCUCGAGACGGGUAAGCUACGGCCGUCCUCCGCGCCAGCCUCGCGCGAUGGACGCGCCUCGAAGAUGCCCCUCCGGGUGCUUCCGGCUGCGGAGCGCGUCGCCCGCGCGCACGGGCAUCUCAGCGCCGCGAAGGAGUGCGCCACACGGAAGACGUCGACGCGGGCGCAGAGCGCGAGGAAGCAGGCGUUCGGGUACUCGUUCGCGUCGUCGACGAACGCCGCCGCGGGGGACAGGACGGCGUCGGUCAUCGCGCCGUUCGCGCCGCGCACGGCGACGCUCGCGGAGAAGAUGUGCGGCGCGAGGAUGAACGCGACGGCGACGAGGUUGAACGCCGGGCGGGGGACGACGAGUUCGACGACGAGUUCCAAAAAUCAUUCCAAAAAUCAUUCGGCGCAUCCCCCGCGGGGUUACUGGAGAGCCGACGUCACCGGGGCGGAGGACCCACCGUUCAACGUGAGCGCCCGGCCGAUGUCGCCGACGGUGGAACACGCCGCGAGGCCCGCGACGGCGAGGGUGAACGUCCGGGGCGACGGGGCGCAGCCGGCGCACGUCUUUGGCGCGAAGAUGCGUUCGACUACAGGGACGGCGUUCGCGGCUGUGCACACGCACGAUGCGGCGGCGCACGGGGGCCGCGUGGCGCGCGGUGACGUGGACAUCGAGAACGUCCCGCUAGCGGCGUCACGUAACGGAGGACCUCCAGACGGAGACGGACCUCCGGGAACCAAACCACCGACGGCGAAGAUCACGCGACCAAAGACAGAGUACGAGGAGAAACCCGGUAAGCGCGAUCCGCACGACGUCAACGCGGCGGUGUUUGAAUUCGGCGGUGGAAAGCGAACCGGCGCCAACGUGACGGGGACGAUUCGGAGGCAGAAAUCGUGGGAGAAGGUGUGGCAGUGACUGGAUCAUUCAGCUACACGAGGGUUGGUUGAUUAACGGACCGAUGACUCACAUGUG